Micropterus dolomieu (smallmouth bass) is the source of this 3422-nucleotide messenger RNA. It is a transcript of the gene emilin2b, whose product is annotated as elastin microfibril interfacer 2b. The record is from RefSeq and is a predicted model, not a curated record. Gene Ontology annotation, molecular function: protein binding. NCBI's taxonomy places the organism in Eukaryota, Metazoa, Chordata, Actinopteri, Centrarchiformes, Centrarchidae. The transcript is spliced from 9 exons. The coding region runs from base 42 to 2999 and encodes 985 amino acids.
GUUUUUAAUUUUUUUUUUUUUAAACAAUCUAUAUUUUAAACAUGAGGCGCGGACUGCCACUUAUUCACUUUUUAAUAGCUGUUCCUCUCAUCAGUGGAUCACCUUUCCAACAUAGCAUGUCCCAGGGCAGCGGAACACGUCAGAGAAAUAAAAACUGGUGCGCCUACGUUGUGCACAAGAACGUGAGCUGUGCCGUCGUGGGAGGUACGGAGAGUUUCGUGCAGCCAGAGGUUCUACCGUGUCCGCUGGAGCUGCCAAACUGUGCGCAACAAGUGAUAUAUCAGACACACUUUAGGCCCAUGUAUAAGAUUGCAUACAAGACUGUAACAGAGCUGGAGUGGAGGUGCUGCCCGGGGUACCAGGGCCACAACUGUAUGGAAGUGAAAGACAUAAAGCUACUCCAAGUGGAGCGUUUGCCUCAUGCUCCCUCUUCCUCUGGACAUACUCCAGCCCAACAAGCUCCAGUAAGGCAAACAGAGGGCCAGAGGAACCAUCCAUGGGGAGGGGAGGGGCAGUUUGGAGGUCAGACAGGUCACAGGCUACUGGGGGGUCAUGGAGAAUCUCAAAGCUCACAACACCUGGAGGAGGAGGUGCAACGACUGUCCCAGAUGGUCCUUGACAUGCAGGCCAAAAUGACAGACAUGUCCUCCAAUCUGAGACUGGAUUUCCAAGAGGAUGCCAGUAAAAUGCUGGCUACGCUGCUGCACGACUUCAGACAGCCAGCCAGUGUGAGAGGUGCAGAGACCCAAACCAUUCAGACGCAAGACUUUUUUUCUCUGCAUGAGACAACUCAGAUGGACGAGGUCAUGAACAAGAUCAGCCAGGUCACAGACGAUCUGGAGUCAAAGACCAUUACUCUGGAUGACCUGCUGGGCCGUGUCAACCGCCACGACGGAAAAAUUCACCUGUUAAUGGAGGCUGCCCAGAAACAUCUGUCCACAACCCCUCUUACUGCCCCGGCCAGUGACCCAGACCUGCGUGGCUACCUGGACGAGAAGAUCCGUGCUCUGAGAGAGGAGUUAAUGGAGGGUAUGGAAAUCAAACUGGCAGACUUGAAGAACUCAUGCGAUUAUAAAAUCCUGUCAGUCCGCGAGCAGUGUGACGGACAAGAAGCCAACUACCUCAGCCUGGCCGAGCUCAUGGACUCAAAGGAGACUGACCUCCGCAACGAGAUCCAGGAACUUAAAUCCAAGAUGGUUGAUCCAGGAAAGGAAGACCCCCGGGUAUCUGACUCUGUUCUGGCUCAUGUGGAGAACCUUGAGAUCCGUCUGAACUCAUCUCAGAGGAGUGUACUGGCCCAGUGCCUCUCUGUGGAGGAGAAGCUAAAGAAAGAACGGACAGAGGCCAUCAAAGACCUGAGGGAGACUCUGGAGGACAAGCUGUCCUCCAUGGAAGACAGAUUCACCACCCUGUUGGUAGAUACAAGCGCCAACUCCCCAUUUGGUGGUCAGCCAGAGAGUGUGGAUGCUCUGCAGAGGGACAUUAACUCUCUAAAGGGCUCCUUACAAACUCUGGAGGAUCGAUUUGACGUCUUGGACCAGCAGUGCUCAAAGGAGUGCAAGGGUAAUUUGACUGGUGUUGUAGAAAACAUUCAGCAAGACUUCCAGAGCUGCAGAGCUGCUGUAGAUGCAAUGGAAACUAGUCUAAAAGCCCAGAAAAAUGGUCUCCAAGCCAUGGAGGGGCAACUCCUUAACUACAGCACCAACAUUGAGAAUGUACAUGGCAAGUUGAGCUAUCUGAAAGGGCGCGUGGGCAGGUUGGAGUACUCGCUAUCAGGUGUAGACCACCAGCAGUCUCAUUCUCAGAGUCUCAACACCACAGCAGGGGCUGAGCAAGAGGCCAUAGACCUUAUGGAUCUCCACAGGACUCAGCAUCAUGAGUUGAGAAACCGGCUGGACGAGCUGGGAAGGCAGGUGAAAGCCAGGACCGACAACUGCAAGGAACAAACGGAAGAUGUCGGGAAGGCGAUUGCCCACAUGGACAGCCGCAUUGUUAGUGUGGAGACUUUAUGCAGCAAGCUGGACCCUAUCUCCAGUAGCCUCCAAAGGAUCAAAGAGGGUCUGAAUAAACAUGUCACUGGGUUGUGGACUUGUGUUGAGCAGCUGAAUGGUACAGUCAGAGCUCAUGCCCGAGAUAUUGGAGGACUUAGGGGAACUUGUCAGAACCUCCAGAGCCACAUCUCUAAUGUAGCCAGAGACCUCCAGGUGCUAACGCAAAGCAAUCCUUGGAAGACAGGUGCUCCGGUUGUUGUGGAGGACGCAGGACAGGGUUCAAGUAAGAGCCCAACGGUGCCUGGUGGUCCCCUGGACGCCUCCCUCCCACAGCCACCUGUGAUGGAGACCGGAGUGGCAGGACCCCCCGGCAAGAUGAGCUCGUCCAAGUUGCCCAAGGGGACAGACGGCAGCAUGAUGACCGUUCAGGGUUUUGCAGGAGCUCCAGCUUCCCCCCAAGUCAAAUCCACUCAUUCACUAAAACCCAGCACGCCACUCGUCUCAGAUGUGAACAUACCCCACAGACCAUCACCACACAAACCUGAUGUGGCUUCAGGGGAGACGGUGUCGUUCUCAGCUGGUCUGACUCUUCCACCGUUCCAGGGAGAGACUGGAAUCAUUCGAUUCGACAAGGUGCUGGUGAACGAUGGAGGACACUAUGAUGUUCGCACAGGUGUCUUCACGGCUCCCUCAGACGGCCGCUACCUGGUGACGGCUGUGCUCACAGCCCAGCGGGGCGAGAGGGUCGAGGCGGUCCUGUCCGUGUCCAAUCGUAGCAUCCAGAGGUUGGACUCCACGGGCUUCUUGUCAGGGGGGGAAGAAGCGCCACUGUCACAUGACCGAUGUAACUGCAGCAGCUCAACCUCACUGAGCCUGGUUCUGUCACUGAAGAGAGGUGAUCGAGCAGGACUGGUCAUGACCGCUGGAAAACUCGCCAUCUCUUCCUCUUUUGAGAUUGUGUCAUCGUUCAGCGCUGUGCUCCUUUACCCCAGCCCGUCAAAACGGUAGCCCCGCUCUUUUAAAGACAGCUGACACCUUAUAUGAGCCGUAAGUGAAAUAUUUUGGUCAUUAAUGGGGAUACACACUAAUAGUGAUAUUAUAUUAAGGGUGGUGGGAAAGACGAUCUCUUUCUCUCUUUACCAGGAUAAAAAAAAAAAAAAAAAAAAAAGGAGAGCAACAAAAAGUGGAACAAUUAGUCUCCAAAUAAUAAAUGAGAUUAUUGCUUUCAUGAGUACUUAUGUAGUCUGUUUUACAGUAUAAUUAUUUUAUGGUUUUGAUUGUAAAAUCUUGUUUAUGACCUGGAUCUUACAAAUACGUAUUUUACUUGUAAUCUGAGUUUCUUCCUUAAUAUUUAAAAACACAUGGUGCCAUCACUGAUGUUAAUGAAUUGUUAAUGCUAAACUUUGAAUUCCAGUUGAUCCAAUUUAUUAA